This is a messenger RNA of Pisolithus orientalis, 168 nucleotides long. RefSeq lists its product as uncharacterized. The annotation marks the transcript as partial. Lineage: Eukaryota; Fungi; Basidiomycota; Agaricomycetes; Boletales; Pisolithaceae. The transcript has a single exon. The record is from RefSeq and is a predicted model, not a curated record.
AUGGCCACCGGUUCGUCUCCCCAGAAGAAGUCCACCUUUCGCUCGCGCGUUGGGACUGUGAUGCGUCGCUCGUCGACGGCCUUCAAUCUCCCUGGUUUACCUGGUCGUGCCGGUUCAGCGACACCCCCACCUCCCGACUCUGACACUGCGUCUAUUGCUGGUUCAGUG